AUGCCUUCUCUCCCAAUCGAGGCUCGCGAAGUAGCUCUCGACCUCGUUGCUCGAGUGACAAGCAGCAGAGUCAGCUCGUCCGGCAGCAGAGUCCGUACCGGCGCUCGCGUUAUCGGCGGUGGCAUCAUCGCCGCGAUCGUCAUCGGAGCUGUUGUCGGCAUUGCGUUAAUAAUCCUCGCCUUCUGCCUCUUCCGUCGCCACAAGAGGCAACGCGCCAACCACAACAAGGAGAUGCAAAAGUACUACGGGGACAACCGCUCCAGCAUGGGCUCCAGCAACUACAACCCGAACAACACCAACCCGCAAGGCGGUUACAACUACGGGCAAGGGUACGGACAACAGCAAGGUUACGGGUAUGCGCACACUGCUGCACCUGGCCAGUACGGAUACGGUGCCCCGAAUAACGGAGGCGUUUCGGGCAUGCCACCGGCGCACACUGCAGACCACGUUACGACAAAAUAA
Colletotrichum siamense is the source of this 462-nucleotide messenger RNA. RefSeq lists its product as uncharacterized. Bases 1 to 462 code for a protein of 153 amino acids. The record is from RefSeq and is a predicted model, not a curated record. The transcript has a single exon. NCBI's taxonomy places the organism in Eukaryota, Fungi, Ascomycota, Sordariomycetes, Glomerellales, Glomerellaceae.